Molecule: messenger RNA, 5276 nt
Organism: Ixodes scapularis (black-legged tick)
Lineage: Eukaryota; Metazoa; Arthropoda; Arachnida; Ixodida; Ixodidae
Product: caspase-1
Exons: 7
Coding region: 275-1186 (303 amino acids)
Biological process (GO): proteolysis; apoptotic process; execution phase of apoptosis
Cellular component (GO): cytoplasm
Source: RefSeq, a predicted model, not a curated record
GAACACCUCUAUACGUUGCGCCACCUUGCAAGGCAUAAUAGAAACUAUGAAGCUCACAAUUUGUCUCCCAUAUUAUGCGAGUCUCCUUUUAUAUUGGGUUCCAGCCUCCGGACAUGCACAUUUGCGACGGCAACUGUACGACCGUACGAGUGUGAUUAGAGAGUGUUUUGUAUUGUCAAGCGCUUCGCGACGCUCAAAAGAGCUUAUAAUAUCUACAGCGCUUCAUCGUGAGCUGUGAUCUGCGUCAUCUUCUAGUGCUCCGGACGUUGACAACAUGGCAGAUCAAAACGACGAUCCUUUCGGGCAGAACAACGAUAGAAAUGCGAACAGCAACAGCCAAGCCGAUGCCAAGGGUCUGUUCGGAGGCGGCUGCUGUUCCUUCAGCCUGUUCCCCAAGAAGAGCGACUCGGCCUUCCAAGCGCUGCCCACGUCGCUGGAGAGCGAGGAGUACAACAUGGAGCACACGCGCAGGGGAAAGUGCGUCAUCUUCAACAACAGGACCUUUGACUUCCACACGAAGCUGAGUGAAAGGAGGGGUACCGAUCUCGAUGCUGAGAACCUCUACCUCCGCUUCAGUGCUCUGGGGUUUGACACCGUCAUACACCAGGACUUCAAGGUCAAGCAGAUGCUGUUUGAAUUGGACAGACUGGGGAACGAGGACCACAGCCGCAGCGACUGCUUCGUCUGCUGCAUCCUGAGCCACGGUGACAAGGACGUCAUCUUCGGGACGGACGGCAAGUUCCCGGUGGACAGCGUGCUCGAGCCAUUUCGGGGAGACAAGUGCCCUAGUCUUGUGGGGAAGCCGAAGCUUUUCUUCAUACAGGCUUGCCGCGGCGACCGCCUGGACGACGGCGUUCCCGUAGUCGUGGACACCGCAGACGCGCCCACCCAGGUCUUCCGAAUCCCGACCCACGCCGACUUCCUGACGUGCUUCUCCACUGUGCCAGGCUUCUACUCGUGGCGCAACACCACCCAGGGCUCAUGGUUCGUCCAGUCGCUGUGCAAGGUGCUCCAGCAGCGGGCACGCAACACGGACCUCCUCUCCAUGAUGACGGUGGUGUGCCGCCAGGUGGUGCUCUACUACGAGUCCUCGGUGCCGGGGGACACCGUCAUGGACCGCAAGAAACAAGUACCUUCCAUCGUGUCCACCCUCACUCGCCUCGUCUAUUUCCGUCAGAAGUCUUGAAGGGGCGGCGCUGCCGUGUCGACUGCCCUACUCUGUUUCGGCACGACCCGGUACGUGGCAGCUCUCCGCAGAGGGAGCGUGUAACGACAGCGCAUCCCACUACCCGAUUGGCUCACCAGGGCAGCAGCUUCCGCCCUUUGCAGAGUCAUGCCAGAACAAAGCGUUGCUGCGCGUUCGUCAUUUUUAGAAAAAACUGAAGCGUGUCAUUUCCUGAAGACCCAACCGAUUCUGUCCAAUCUCAUUUUGUUUUAACGAUAACUGUAGAAAAGCGGGCUUCCUUUUGAAAAGGGCCCCUUGGGUAUUUGAGUCCUACUGCUGAGCAAGAUGGCUCCCCCCAUUUCUUUUUGAGAUUUUAUGAUGAAUCACUUCGCUGUUACAAAAAGCAGGAUUGCGACCUUGUUUUUGAUUGGUUCAUGUGGUUUCAUGUUUCUGCAGUCUUAAGAUUUAUUGUAAAGCUCACAUUGGGACCCAACAGCUAGCGUACUAGGAGCUAUGAGAGACUGUGGAGCAUCUUUGUUGAUUUCAGAUAUUAGACAGAGGUGGACCACAGUCCGGGUUUCUUUUGUCAGACCGCAAAAGACGCCAGACCCCUGGCUGUCACGGCCGAAGCGAGUGGAAGAGGACCGGGGGUGUUACUGCCCGAUGCGCCGCAUAGGGCAACCGUUCUGGGCUGUGGGGGUCGUCUGCGACACUCGGAUGUGCAAUCUGGAAAAAUGAACAAUAUGCGGAACAAAUCUCGGAUUUAUUCUCUCCGUUUGCUGGGUUAAACAUCCUUGUUUUUGUCCUUCGAUGCAUUCCUUCGUCCCAGUGAAGUGGGUAAAAUCCGACAUGAAGAAGGGGUACUAGCAAUCUGAAACAGCCAAUGUUGUAUCCCUCCUUCUACAGCUACACCUAUUAAAGUGUGUACACUCCAUUUCCCGAAUGUCUCCCGGACGCUGCCAUGCUGUUUGCCAGCGGGCGCAAUCGGCGACGCCUACGAUUAGAAAACGCGGCCGUCUGGGUCACGACUCCGGGGAGCUUGGGCAAAGUCGUCUUGCUCCGUCAUGAACCGCUUCGACGUUUUCGGAGGACAGAACAGCGUUUCCUGCGACUUGAGAUUAUGCUCCAGAAAACUGGCAACAGUGGUUUUAACCUCCAAGAUGGUCGAAGUUUCGUUAUUCCGAAGCGUUGCUUAUCAAACGGCUUUAGCUCCAGCUUUUCGUCUGGGCACCAUUCUUGGGCAGCGUUCCAAAUCGGUCCUCUCCAAUUACAGGGAAGCCGUCCGUGGAGAGGCGAGCUGGGUGCGUAGGGCGUAUUUAGCGUGAAUUCGGCAGUUUGGCGUGUUUUGGUCGUGCGAAUUGGGACGAAAGAGCCAACCUUACCGCUCAAGUCGGUGCUGCAGACACACACACAUUUCGUCGCAGUUUCGCCUUAUUUGUUGUGCGAGAAAAACGGAACUACAUGACUUAAUUUUUGAUUGGCUGCUUCAUGCCCUACGUUCAAUGUGCCUUGUCCGGUAGUGUUGGCUUUCUUAAUUAGUUGGUACCUGCUUGACAUUCUUUUAUCUUCUGGUUGGUUGUAUCGUGACAAAAGCAUUAUAGUGUGGAGAAAACCCCGUUGAAUCUUCGUCUCUCGUUUUUUUAUACAGUUCAGCAUUGGGCCUGGCAUUGUCUUUGUAGUACUGUUGUAACUUUUGUCUCGCAAAGAACUUUACGAAAUUUCCGGUCUUGUUUUUGGAAACAGUGUGGAUGCUCUGGACACGCUUCAAACUUUUUCUUGAUAGCGUGAAGUUGCCAUAUUUAUGAGGGAAUGUACCGCUGAUUUUCGGAGUCCUUUUUUGCUGUGAUACUGAAGUUCAGGCAGUUUUAAAAUGUUGUAUUCGUCCGUAGUGUCUAAAAGAAUUGACGAUUUUGGUAAGCGUGCCAUUUUGUUUCGAACAAGUUGGACGAUCGUGGGUCUAGCACGGCUUCGGUAACAACAAGUUUAUAUGUGUGGGCUUUUUUAAUUUGACAUUGAAUUUCGGCACAUUUGAAUUCGUUUUGUCCAACUACAUUUGACUCGUACACUCCGAGCCUGCUUGACCACAUGCUCAAGGAGGGGCAUUGUCGUGGCUGUGAGGAACUUGCAAAUUCUCCCCCACGGUCGGAGACGAGUUUACUGUGCUGGGAAUUUUUCAUCGAGUCACGAGGGGGCCUUAUAUUCUGGAACUAUCUUGCUGCUGCCUUCUAUUGCUCACUUUUGUCUCGGAACUACCGGGGACAUUGUAUAACGGGAGUGCCUUCAACGUUCAGACUGGUCUGCAUUUUUAGCUCACGCACUUCAUCUUCUAAGGCAGUACUCACCCUGCCUGUUCGAUGGCAGUCCGUCGUGAAGCGACUUCUCAGGUCCGCUGGCGCUCGUUCCCAAGUGUCUUUGUUUCGUAAUAAUCUAGUGCUAGCAACACCAAAGGAGAAGCAACUUUACCUUGUGGGGAGCGUAUAGUCUGGAUUCCUUUUUUGAAAAAGCGACGAGCACAACUUAGCCUCGAAGACAGCCUCCGAGGAAUGACUUGAGCAAUUCAGGCUUAGUACUGGUUUGCUUAGACCGUUAUUCUGGCAGCCUCCCUAGUUAUGCUAGUAUUACACCAACCGGCACUCUUUUGAUACAGAUGCCCGUCAGCUCGGCAAGAGUUAGGAGCGGCGUGUCUUAAUUUCGGGCAUUUUGUAUUUCAUUGUCUUUCGGAAUGGGUGCCACCAAGUACCUUAUUGGUAGAUUUUGGAUGGCUGAACGUUUCUAUAGUCAUUCUCGAAAAUUCUGCGGAGCAUUGUGCUCGUACGAUAAGAGCAGUGUGGAAAGCUAUGCUGUGCACCUCCGUCGUUGAUAGCGCUGCACAGGACUUGCAAGACGAAGUAUAUAGAAGUUGCUUUUGUAUAAAUUUGUUCUUCCUUCCCUUUAUCACUUUUGUAAAGGGUUAGAGAGGAGAGUAUUUUCUUGCUUUGAAGUGCUGCAUGAAGAUCUUUGUGGUGCUUUACUCUAAAUGAUUGAAUAAGCAUUUGCUCUUUGGAGUGGAUGGUUAUUUUUGUACUGCGCUCGACCAACGCCUUCUAGAAAAAUAAGGCCCGCACUCCGGCUUCAUUACGUCACUGUAGUAGACCAUUGCACGGAGGAAUGGCACAGUCGGCUUGGCUUGUCCGACGCACUGGCGGAGUGGCACAUACUUUCAUAUGGGAAUGCUAGCGUGGUUAUUAUAUGUGGGUUACAGGAGUAAUCAAAUUACCGUAUUUUCCAGGCUAUAGUUUGCGGCUGUACAUGUUUAAAAGUUUAUAUUUCUGGCUGUGCAGACUAUCUAUCCGUGGGGACUAAACAGGAAUUUUAUUUUUCAAGAUCAUUCAUUGUGAGGAGACGUGACGAAAUUUGUGAAGGAGAGAGUAUGUUAAUGAUGAUUUAUGUAUAAUACAAGCUUCUUUGUGAGCUAAGAAAUCAGACAUCUGUCAAGGUCUUCCGUGUAUGAGAAGAUUUUCCUGUCGACUAAGUACCAGGUGCGGAUAUGCACGGUGGGCAGACCAUGUAAGCAAAAACUUUUGUUUUGGCCUAGACUGGCCCGCUGCGGACUGUACACUGGGCGCGGACUAUAGCCCGGAAAGUAUGGUACAACUGUUUAGCUUUAGAAAUGUUCCAACAAAAACCGUUACAAUGACUGACUAUAGAAUAAUGAAGUGAAAACUGAAAGCUCCCCCUUCAUCAUGUUGAGCAAUCUUCUUGGCUUUUUUUUUUUGUGUGUUUUUACAGUCCACAAUAAAAUUAUUUUGUCACUUUAAACUUUUACUCACCAAUGGCAAUAACGACACACAAAGUCAAUAAAACUGUGUAGUGCACCCGGGCAGGCUGGCGAGCUUUGUUGCAAGUGUUCGGCGGUGAAGUUCGCUUACGCUCCAUGCAUGGCCUACAACUAGUGACAUAGCUGACAUCGCGAAACUUGCGUGCGGGUCUCAAGGUUCUAGAGGGUGUUGGCCUAACCCCUGUACUUCUGUGCGGUGGUUUGUGGAAAGCCAUCAAAAAACCAUCUGGUCUGCAGGAUAUGAAAGACAUUUGUAGCGACUUUUAUUCUAAUAAAAUUGUGAGUGUCCUGGAA